UCGGGCCAGCGCCCCUAGCUCCGCCCCCGCUACGCCCACCUUCUUGGCUUCUGCCUCCUGGCCCUCCCCAGCUUGAGCGAGACUAACAGAGGACGCAGCUUGCGCCUAAAGUAGCUCGACCCAGAACGAAACCGAGUGGCUUGAGAACGUGGAAGGAAACUGUGUGCGGCUGCGCUUUUGUGCUCUGGAGCCAUUCUAGAUGCGGGAAAAAAUGCUUUCUGAAAGUAGCUCAUUUUUGAAAGGAGUGAUGCUUGGAAGCAUUUUCUGUGCUUUUACCACUAUGCUAGGACAUGUUGGAAUUGGUCUUGGAAAUAGAAUGCACCACCAUGAGCAUCAUCAUCUACAAGCUCCUAACAAAGAAGAUAUCUUGAAAAUUUCAGAGAAUGAACGCAUGGAACUCAGUAAGAGCUUUCGGGUGUACUGUAUCAUCCUUGUAAAACCUAAAGAUGUGAGUCUUUGGGCUGCAGUAAAGGAGACUUGGACCAAACACUGUGACAAAGCGGAGUUCUUCAGUUCUGAAAAUGUUAAAGUGUUUGAGUCAAUUAAUAUGGAAACAAAUGACUUGUGGUUAAUGAUGAGAAAAGCUUAUAAAUAUGCUUUUGAUAAAUACAGCAACCAAUACAACUGGUUUUUCCUUGCACGCCCCACUACAUUUGCUAUUAUUGAAAACCUUAAGUAUUUUUUGUUAAAAAAGGAUCCAUCACAGCCUUUUUAUCUAGGCCAUACUAUAAAAUCUGGAGACUUUGAGUAUGUGAGUGUGGAAGGAGGAAUUGUCUUGAGUAUAGAAUCAAUGAAAAGACUGAACAGCCUUCUAGGAAUCCCUGAGAAGUGUCCUGAACAGGGAGGGAUGAUUUGGAAGAUAUCAGAAGAUAAGCAGUUAGCAAUAUGCCUAAAAUAUGCUGGAGUAUUUGCAGAAAAUGCAGAAGAUGCUGAUGGAAAAGAUGUAUUUAACACCAAAUCUGUUGGGGUUUUUAUUAAGGAGGCAAUGACUAAUCACCCUAACCAGGUAGUAGAGGGAUGCUGUUCAGAUACAGCUGUUACUUUUAACGGACUGACUCCUAAUCAGAUGCAUGUGAUGAUGUAUGGUGUAUACCGUCUUAGGGCAUUUGGUCAUAUUUUCAAUGAUGCCUUGGUUUUCUUACCUCCAAAUGGUUCUGACAAUGACUGAGAAAUGAACAACAGCAUGUGUAUAAUUACCACAUAGGACAUGUAUUGUUAAUGUUUGUAGUAAUGACUACAUAUCCAACACAACAGUGUGUUUCUUUUCCUCUUUUAUUUGGUGGCACUGGUUUAACACAAAUUAAAGUUUAGUAGUAUAUUUUUCAA
This is a messenger RNA of Oryctolagus cuniculus (rabbit), 1326 nucleotides long. RefSeq names its product C1GALT1 specific chaperone 1 (gene C1GALT1C1). The record is from RefSeq and is a predicted model, not a curated record. Gene Ontology annotation, molecular function: N-acetylgalactosaminide beta-1,3-galactosyltransferase activity. NCBI's taxonomy places the organism in Eukaryota, Metazoa, Chordata, Mammalia, Lagomorpha, Leporidae.